This is a messenger RNA of Diplodia corticola, 2214 nucleotides long. RefSeq lists its product as uncharacterized. Lineage: Eukaryota; Fungi; Ascomycota; Dothideomycetes; Botryosphaeriales; Botryosphaeriaceae. Bases 1 to 2214 code for a protein of 737 amino acids. The transcript is spliced from 3 exons. The record is from RefSeq and is a predicted model, not a curated record.
AUGACCUCGCCUACCAUCAACAAGGAGGAUUUUGUGUCGCCGAUCCACAACUUGAAGCGCGUGCAGUCACUUCAGUCGCGCGAGCCAAGCAUCGUCGUUGACCGGCCUUUGCAGCGUAAAGAUGGCUACCUCGGCCGCUGGACCCUCCCGCGCGUGCUUUCUGUCGCCUUCGGCAUCCUUCAACUUAUCAAUGCGGUACAUACCCUCCAACUCGUCUUCACAAUUGCGGCAAUGCAUGGAAAACCAGAAGACGACGCCAAAUACUAUAGCACCAAAACGAAACUCCGCGAAAUUUCGCUCUGGGUCACUGUGACUCCUAUCCUCUUCACCACCAUCAUGGGACGCUUUUUCUCCAAAUUCGCUCUUUACCGGGCCCAGACCGGAAUCACUAUCGGGACUUUGGAACGCUUCGUUGGAUGCCAAUCCAUCUACACUGCUAUUCGAACCCAAGUCACCAUGCGUCCCUUCACCAUCACCAGCCUAGGAAUGAUCCUUCUUUGGCUGCUUCCUCCCUUCGCCAGCCAGGCUGUCCUGCAUCUUGGCGAAUUCUCGGAUACAUACAACACGACGGAGGGAACAGUCAAGUAUCUGCCCUUGAUCCAGGCCGCGCAGGACACGGUAAAGGCCUCGGAAGACGUCUCGAUGCCGCUCUCAAGACUGCUGCUUUCAAGCGCAGUCUUUUUCCAGAUUUCACUCUUGAUGCAAUCCAAAGUCAGCUCCCCACGGGACUUCAAAGACUACGUAAAGAUACCCUCGGUCCAUUCGUUGAUGCCGGGCAACGGAAGCUGGAAUCCCGCCGAAUGGAGGCAGCUCGAUGCCAGUCGGCCUACUACGUACUCUUCGUUGAUGGGGAUUCCCAUUGCGGGCUUGAGUCAGGAUCUGAAUACGGAAACGACAUUUCAGCUUCCGUCUCGGCACUGGGCCGUCAACUGUUCACACAUUGACUCGUCGAUGCUGGAUCAGAACGACUUCAACCAUGACUAUGCUUGGACUCACCAGGCAUUCGUCAUGGACCUGGCGGUCCCGAACAACAUGACAGCGUCGCAGUCAUCCUGGCCCAUGCGGCUCGUUUCAAUGAAGGGAAAUCCACAGUGGGAUGCCUUCGCAGACCAAGUGUCGGAUGCCCAGAGCGAACCUGCCCCUUUGCCAAAGGUCCCCGUCAACCUGGCAUACUGCUCCAUCGGCGCUCAGAACGUCGUGUCCAACGUCAGCUGCUCUCAAACAUCCUGCGAGGUCAACUCGAUGCUCCUCUUGAACGAGGUACAAAGCGCAGACACAUCCGUACCAUAUCUCUCCUCGAUCAACGUCGAAGACCAGAGCUGGGGCUGCAACUCAAGGAGCUGCAACGGCCCGCUGAACCAAUGGAAAGACGUCUGGAACCCAGGCCUCUGGGACUCAGACUCGCAAGACGGUCUCUCAGAGGGCGAUCCCAACCACGACCUCGCGACGGGCGGAACGCCCGUGCAGGGCCUCCGCAUGGUCCUCCAAACCCUCUCCCGCGCGUCAGUCAGCCAAGAAGAGCGCUUCACGUACCUCGAAUCCAAGAACAUCCCCGCCGCCUACGCGCGCUACACGGACGGCAUCGGCGCCACCAACGCGGAGCUCUGGCUCAACGGCACCAACGACGGGUACGUGUCGAGCCAGUACUACCCGUGGCCCGACUACUCAUCCGUCCCGAUCGCCGACUUCUCCGCCCGCCUCGAGACCCUCAUCAACACGUGGUGGCAGUCGUUCUACAUGCCGCCCUACCUGCAAGCCGACCUGCUGCACGACCGGCCGGCCCCGCCCGCCUUCGACGCCGCGAACCGGCUCGUCUUCAAGCAAGGCGACACCUCCUCCACGCCCUUCAACGACACGGCCGCCCGCGUCACCCGGCCCGGCCGCCGCGUGUACCGGUGCAGGUGGCCGCACAUGUUCGUCGCCAUGAUCACGUCCGUCGUCAUGGUCGUCGCCGGCGGCGUGACGGUCGUGCUCGAGUUCGUCGUCGUCGCGCCGGACGUCUUCGGCUUCGCGUCGACGUACACCCGCGACAACGUGCACCUGCCUGGGCACGCCGAGGGCUCGUACAAGAGCGGCGUCCAGAGGGCCAGCGCGAUGCGGGAUGUCAGGGUCAGGAUUGGCGAUGUGAGCGCGCGCGAGGUGGUCGGGCACAUCUCGCUGACGACGGAUCUGGGUCCGACGACGGUUUUGCGCAAGGAUAGGCAGUACGACUAG